This is a messenger RNA of Strongylocentrotus purpuratus (purple sea urchin), 1305 nucleotides long. Its product is annotated as CUB and zona pellucida-like domain-containing protein 1. Lineage: Eukaryota; Metazoa; Echinodermata; Echinoidea; Camarodonta; Strongylocentrotidae. The record is from RefSeq and is a predicted model, not a curated record. Bases 71 to 946 code for a protein of 291 amino acids. The transcript is spliced from 4 exons.
UAUACAUUAGUUGUUGUUUUAUCGAACUCAAUACUGGAUUUCAUUUUUUUUUUUCUCGUAACAUCAUUGCAUGUUAUAUUACUUCGUGUCAUUACAGGAGGAAAACACAACUAUUACAUUCACAAAUGUAAUAACUUACGCCAAGCCGGGCUCGGAAGAUGGUACAGAGAUCACCCGUGAAUAUCACAUGCAGGUUCGGGUUGAAUGUUGCCUCGAGAAAGAGGCAAUCAUCAGUGGAUCCUUCAGACCACAGCUUGGUGAGGUGUCCUUCAGCGACAAGGGCUCUGGUGAGUUCAGCCUGAGACUGGAAAGGUUCCAGACAGGUGCUUUUGGUGAUCUGGAAGUGGACACCGCCUCUGCUGUCUUGCAAGAAGAUGACCUCUUCUUUGCUGUGGGACUUGAGUCGGUACAAGACGUUGGCAUGUUUAUUGAUCGCUGCUGGGCGACAACCAAGCAAGACUCGGAUACCGAUCCACAGCACUCUCUAAUUUCUUCAGGUUGCCCAGAGGAUGACACAGUUGCUAUCAAUCGUAGCCUUGGAUUGCAUCGAGAAGGCUUUUCUUUUGAAGCAUUUGCCUUUGUUGGAGAUUACACUGAGGUGUACAUUCACUGUUCAGUGAAGGUCUGUGGUGCCGCGAAGGCUCAAUCGUUUCGAGACGCAGGAUGCCCCUCAGAAUCUCCACCUCCCGACCGCAAACGUCGAUCUUGGUCCGUUAUGUCCACUCAGACCAUCAGUAAUGGUCCGAUCCACAUCCGUCGCUCAACCAGCGAUAUGGCUACUAAUGAUUUGUCUGCUUACAACCCAUUUGCGAUGCUCCUCAUUGGAAUGAUAGCAACACUGGUUGUCGUGGGAAUCAUGAUAGGUGUAGUCAAGCUUGUUCGUAACUCGACUGUAAUCAACUACCAGCGACUAGUUCCUAUUGGAUCCAUGCAAGAAAUUGAGUAAAACCACGUGCUCCAGAAAGGGCCGUAGACUGAUGGACAAUUUUCUCCAACUCUAUCGAUAAUUAAUUUGAUUCCGAAACAGGACAUCCCACAAAGUCGCACAACCAAGGCCCCUUACUACACUCCUCAAAAGAAAAACGAGAGGGACACUCUCUAUUGUUAAAUUUGUUCAUAUAACCUGUCAAUAAAAUAAAAUACAUAAUACAACUUUGUCUAGAAUAUGGCGUCCCCCGAGUCUCUGUGAUCGGCCCUCAAUGCUUAAACAUGUACGUUCAGCCAGUGGUAGAUACCUUUGAUAAAGUUUCACCACUAUCCCCCUUCCCCCACCCCAAAUGAGCGAAAUUUCGGUCGGCGCGAUUU